This is a messenger RNA of Aphanomyces astaci, 498 nucleotides long. Its product is annotated as FK506-binding protein 2B. The record is from RefSeq and is a predicted model, not a curated record. Gene Ontology annotation, molecular function: peptidyl-prolyl cis-trans isomerase activity. The transcript has 2 exons. NCBI's taxonomy places the organism in Eukaryota, Oomycota, Saprolegniomycetes, Saprolegniales, Verrucalvaceae. Bases 36 to 458 code for a protein of 140 amino acids. Gene Ontology annotation, biological process: protein peptidyl-prolyl isomerization.
CUCGUUUUCUCGCAGUCGUAGAAUCGUCCGUCGUCAUGCGCGUCGUUGCUGCCCUCGCCUGUCUCGCCGUAGCGGCCUUUGCCAAAGAAGACUUGGCCGCCGAUGCCAAGCUCCGCGUGGGCGUGAAAUUCCGACCGGAAUCGUGCUCCCGCAAGAGCGAAAGCGGCGACAAGUUGUCCAUGCACUACACGGGAACUUUGCGCAAGGACGGAAGCAAGUUCGACUCGAGCGUGGACCGCAACUCGCCGUUUGAAUUCACGUUGGGCUCUGGUCAAGUGAUCCGAGGAUGGGACCAGGGACUCCUGGGCAUGUGCAUUGGUGAAAAGCGCCGCUUGACCAUUCCGUCCGGCCUUGGCUACGGCGACCGCGGGUCCCCUCCCAAGAUUCCCGGCGGUGCGACCUUGGUCUUCGACGUCGAGUUGCUCGAUAUCAAGAACGCCCCCAAGACCGAACUUUAAUCGUGUUUCUUAAGAACUUCAAAAUCCUUCUGUAUCCGAA